Messenger RNA from Heterobasidion irregulare TC 32-1, 735 nucleotides. RefSeq lists its product as uncharacterized. Lineage: Eukaryota; Fungi; Basidiomycota; Agaricomycetes; Russulales; Bondarzewiaceae. The record is from RefSeq and is a predicted model, not a curated record. The transcript has 13 exons. The coding region runs from base 1 to 735 and encodes 244 amino acids.
AUGGCAGUGAGCAGGAAUUGGCUAGUGACAGGACUCAUCGUCAUUUUGGCAUUCAUCCAUUUCAGUCUGGGAAUUGUGUUCACCGUCGAGGCGUUUCUUCUUCAAGAGUUCUCUCGGUAUACCCAAUUGACAUGGAUUACGUGCACUGGUCUUGGAUCUGCUGCCGCUGCUGAUCUUCUCAUCGCUAUCUCGAUGUGCUACUAUCUUUUUCGCAGUCGAACGGGUUUCCAGAAAACGGAUUCAAUGAUCACUACGCUCAUGUUGUAUUCAAUCAAUACUGGAUUAAUCACGAGUAUCGUGGCAACGGGCGCUGUCAUCGCAUUCGCAACGAUGCCUCUCAAUUUUAUAUGGCUCGGAUUUUUCUGGGUGCUAGGAAAGUGUUAUGUGAAUUCUCUUCUCGCAAGCCUGAACGGCAGGGAAUCCUUGCGCGAACGGUCACAUGUUGAUCCGAGCAGCUUUCUGCAGUUAUCGACCAUACGGCGCGAUGACGAGCUUCCCGGUCCUCGAUCCCGUGUCUCUACCAUCAUUCGCAGGCCGGCGCCGACCCUUUCAGUGACAGUGGAAACCACGACGGAGUAUAAAAGCGACUUUUUGAAUUCGCCAGUCACUCCUAGCUUAGUCUCCACCACUUUUCCAGACACGGCGAGCGAUCCGGACAAGCUCAAAGGCAGUGAUUCCACCCCCAGCCUCGUUCCUCUUGUACCUCGCCCUGUGCGGCAUCGCACCCUCCUGUAA